GCUCUCGCUCGAGGCUCCGAGGCUCAGCCAAAACCGAAUCCCGGCGCUGGGGCUCAGCAGAGGCUCCGACGGCUCCCGGCCCCGCUCCUCAGCCAAGCGUCUGCCCUGCCCGUGCCCGAGGUCUCAGCCAUGGCAAGAAACCACCAAGUGCAGAAGGCCAAGUUGGCCGAGCAGGCCGAGCGUUACGAGGACAUGGCGGACUUCAUGAAGGCGGUGGUGGAGCACGGGGAUGAGUUGUCCAACGAGGAACGCAACCUCCUCUCCGUCGCCUACAAGAACGUGGUGGGGUGCCAGCGCUCGGCGUGGAGGGUGAUCUCCAGCAUCGAGCACAAAACCGAAGAGGGGGAUGACAAAGCUCAGCUGGUCAACGAGUACAGGGAGAAGGUGGAGAGGGAGCUGAACGGCGUCUGCAAGAACGUCCUGAACUUGCUGGACAAGUAUCUCAUCAAGAAAGCCACCGACGCCGAGAGCAAGGUCUUCUACCUGAAGAUGAAGGGCGAUUAUUUCCGAUACUUGGCCGAGGUGGCCAUCGGGGACAACCGCAAGACGGCGAUAGACAACGCCCAGCAAGCCUACCAAGAGGCCAUGGACAUCAGCAAAAAGGAGAUGCAGCCCACGAACCCCAUCCGCCUGGGCUUGGCCCUCAACUUCUCCGUCUUCCACUACGAGAUCGCCAACGCCCCCGAGCAGGCCAUCUCCCUGGCCAAGACCACCUUCGACGAGGCCAUGGGGGACCUGCACACGCUCAGCGAAGACUCCUACAAGGACAGCACCCUCAUCAUGCAGCUCCUCAGGGACAACCUCACGCUAUGGACAGCCGAGUGCGCCGGAGAAGACGGCGGCGAAGCUGGAGAAGAACCCAAGAACUGAAUGGCCCCCGUGGAGCUGGGGACCCCCCCCCAUCCCCUCCAGUCCCUCCAGCACCAAGUCAUGGU
Molecule: messenger RNA, 935 nt
Organism: Calypte anna (Anna's hummingbird)
Lineage: Eukaryota; Metazoa; Chordata; Aves; Apodiformes; Trochilidae
Gene: SFN
Product: stratifin
Exons: 1
Coding region: 130-870 (246 amino acids)
Biological process (GO): signal transduction
Cellular component (GO): cytoplasm
Molecular function (GO): protein kinase binding
Source: RefSeq, a predicted model, not a curated record